Molecule: messenger RNA, 1344 nt
Organism: Bradysia coprophila
Lineage: Eukaryota; Metazoa; Arthropoda; Insecta; Diptera; Sciaridae
Product: hydroxyacyl-coenzyme A dehydrogenase, mitochondrial
Biological process (GO): fatty acid beta-oxidation
Cellular component (GO): mitochondrion; membrane; early endosome
Molecular function (GO): NAD+ binding; (3S)-3-hydroxyacyl-CoA dehydrogenase (NAD+) activity
Source: RefSeq, a predicted model, not a curated record
AAAGCUGUAGACAUACAAAAUCUCUUCGCCGACCACAAUUCUGUUUGUCUAAACGAUUUUAAUUCUUCCUUCGUUUGUCACUAUGGAAACACCGUCGUCCGAUGUAAAAUACCAUAAAUUAGCCACAGAAUAUUCUAAAAUCCGGGCUCAUGCAAAUGUACUGAAACGCGCGUUACUCGAAGAACAAAAUAAAAGUGCCGGCCUGCGUGAAUCGUUGCGACAAAAGGACACAUCGUUGAGACGUUUCGAACAGGAAGUGGAUAGUUUAGGCUUUCGGAACAAGCAAUUAGAACAUCGGGUUGCAUCGUUGCAGGAAGAUCUAGAUAGAGAAUGUAAGCAGAAACAGUCGAACAAAAAUUCGAAAACGACAAAAUCGAAAACUGCAUCGACCGUAGAUACAACGCAACAUAAUGACAUCGCAUCGGAUAAACUAUUUGUGGAAGAAUUUCAAAAGAAAAUCUUAGAAAAUUCUCAACUGGUAUCAUUGGUGGCAGACAAAAGUUCGGAGAUUGAAUUGCAAAUGAGUCGAAUCGCCGAAUUGGAACAGCAGUUGUCAAAUGUUGGCGUUCAGCGUGCAGAAUGCGAACGAAAUUUGCGUAAAGAGAUUGAAAAUUUGAUUGCGAAAAAUUCGUCACUGGAAACGAAAUUAUCGGAUGAGACCAGCAUUAUUGGAAGUGACGAUGCGUUGAGUGUAUCGGAGAGUGAGCACACACCUACCCAUUUACUGAAUUCAAGCGACGAACGAAUCUCAAAAUUGGAACGAGAAGUAUUCCAUUGGAAAACCAAAUACGAACUGCUCGAAAAAGGGAAUGCGUUGGAAAUAUCAACCGAAAACAAUACGAAAAUUGGUGCUACAAUAACCGACAAUGCAACGAAGGAUUCCAUUUUGUACAAUCAUUUCAAUAAGAAGUUAGAUGAUUUAUUCGAACAAAAGUGUUUGGCUCAAUCGAAGGCAAUUAACAUGGAGGCCGAAAGUGAAUCACUGCGCAGGAAUUUGACAAUAUUGCAGAGUCAAUUGUCCAAAAACGAGCUAAAAUUUGUCGAUACUCAACGGAAUUGGCAGAUAGCCGAAGAGGAUCUGGCUACUACCCGAAUUAAUUACGAAGAACAAAUUAGUGUGUUGACUGAACAAGUGAUAAGUUUAAGCGAGCAAUUAGCUGAAAUGAAAUAAUUUUUAAUAAAAAUGAGAUGAGGACGAAAAAUUUUGUAAAUUUUAUAAAAAAAACUGUUUUUGGAAAUGUUUAUUAUAAUGUAUCUGAAUUUGAAAUUAUUGAUAGAGAACAAAACAAAAUAUUUAUCUAAUGUACCGCCGAAGUUGAUAUUAAAUUGAGAUUACUUUCCGGA